Nematostella vectensis (starlet sea anemone) is the source of this 1961-nucleotide messenger RNA. RefSeq names its product F-box/LRR-repeat protein 20. The record is from RefSeq and is a predicted model, not a curated record. Gene Ontology annotation, cellular component: SCF ubiquitin ligase complex. Gene Ontology annotation, molecular function: protein binding. Bases 166 to 1191 code for a protein of 341 amino acids. The transcript is spliced from 3 exons. Gene Ontology annotation, biological process: SCF-dependent proteasomal ubiquitin-dependent protein catabolic process. Lineage: Eukaryota; Metazoa; Cnidaria; Anthozoa; Actiniaria; Edwardsiidae.
CGCAUAGCGCCGGCUCUCAGCGUCGAAAUCAGCCAGUCUUUUAUGAGUGUGAAGGUGUAAGCAUGAAGGCUCGAUGGCACGCGACUCAGACAUGAAAAGAAGCCAAGAUUGAGCACACAGGUUGAAUAAUGGGGGCAACAGCUACUAAAACGCGGUAUUCCUCGGAUGAUAAACUCAACAGCGGAGACAAUCUAUGCAGGGUGUCACGAAGGUGGUAACGAAAUAAGGUGUCCACUACAAACAUGUGCUCAGCUAACGUGUAAUCUCAGGAUUCCUGUGGAAAGACCCGGACAAGGUGGCCUGGGUCUACCAGACGACAUCUGGCUCCAAAUCUUCUCAUACUUCAGCGUGAAAGAGCGAGCCUCAUUGGCCCGCGUCUGCCGGGAAUGGAACAUACUCUGCCGGGACUCGCGUUUCUGGGGAGCCGUCGACUUCCGGUCAUGUCAUGUGAGCGGAGAGAUUACAGAUAAAAUCGUGGAAUCGGUUGUGGCGUAUUCGUGUAAGAUUCGGAUUAUCGAUUUCUCCAGCAAGCGCUGUCACGCCGUCACUGAUACAUCACUGACACAUGUGGCAAACCAUUGCCCAGGCCUCCAGCGGCUGAAUCUCACCGGGAAAAGUCUCAUCACCAAUAGAGGACUGGGUGCGAUAGCGCGGAGCUGCGGUGAUUUGGAGCAGCUUUUUCUAAGUGGCUGUAGUCGUGUUAGCGACAGGGGGGUAAGAACACUAGCAAGCAAAUGUCCAAAACUAGAAAAACUCUCCUUAUCAAACUGCUUACGUUUGACGGACAAGUCUCUUAGUGCCAUUUCCAGGAAAUGUUCAUCUCUUAAAACUCUUGACCUCUCUGGUUGUGUCAAGAUAACAGAUCGCGGAAUAAAAGCCCUUUCCCGAUACUCUGAACACCUUACGGAUAUAAAUCUAAAAGACACCACAGGGAUCUCAAUCGAGGGGAUCGAGCUCUUGGCGAGGGGAGCGCCGCAACUCACAAGAAUUCAACUCGGGAUCGUCCAAGACUCAGCGCAGACUGUAGCGGCGUUGAACAUCAUCGUCAAACAUUGCAGCAACUUGCAGUAUCUAAGCUUUCAACACUAUAGAACCCAGUCCACCCAGGUUCUCGGUUCUAGGAAGUUCGUAUCUAAAAAGCGCCUCGGAGCAUUCGUCAGUGGUCUAAGCGCUUGCGGGUUUAUGCUUUAGAAUGUGCCUUAGAGAAGAUCUCUCGGCUAAGCUCGUUCCCAGGGUCUUCUAGGUAAUUUUUUCCCAGACGGGGUUGAGCGCUAGCUUGAUACAGAGGCUUUUCGCAUCCAGGCUUAAAUACCUUACCAUUUUACACUUUCUAUUCGCGACGUCUAAAUUUUGGGAGUUUUGUGAUACCGGGAUAUUUCGCGACACUUUUCUUUCUCAAUUUCUGUAUUAACAACAGUCCUUUUAUACUCGCGAUUUUCCUGAUUUGGGACAGAAAAAUCGAGAAAAACAAGUGUGAUUGCUAUUGCUCUACUAUUAAGUUUCUUAAGACCAUCAAAAACAUGGAGAAUGUGUAUCCAUAAAACUUAUUAGACGAUUAAUGUUUCACCGAAAAUCUUUGUAUUUUGUUUCGCAACAUUGUAUUUUCGCCCCACCUUAUUCAAGAAUUUUUGAAAAUCGCAAAACUUUAAAGUCACGCGAAAAUAAAAAGGUAAUAUGCUGAGCGCUAAGAGUUAAUAUGCACAUCUUACGGCCCUUCGUUUUCAUUCAAUUAUCUCACUUUCGGAUUUUGACGAUGCGAUAACCUCUGAGACAAUUUAAUUUGUAGGUAAUGCCAUCGAUUGUUAAUGACUGAAUUAGUAAUAAGCAUCAACAGAAUUUAAUUUCCUUGAAAGAAAUUAGUUAAAAACCUACGAAGAUUGUUUUUUGUUUUAUUUUAAGGAUGAUAUGUUAUGGUGGUAAAUUUCAUAUCCAAACCAAUAAAGAGAAAAUGAUAAUAUUAA